Messenger RNA from Corylus avellana, 2057 nucleotides. RefSeq lists its product as uncharacterized. The record is from RefSeq and is a predicted model, not a curated record. Gene Ontology annotation, molecular function: protein binding. Lineage: Eukaryota; Viridiplantae; Streptophyta; Magnoliopsida; Fagales; Betulaceae.
AGCCAGUUCAGUGGCAAUGCCAUUUAGAAACGCCCUAGCCAACUCUUCUCAAACGAAUCCCAAUGUCUCCCUUGUGAACUCCAUAUCGUCACUUCUACAAACCCUAAACCCCCAAAACCCCAACCCCUCAAAUCUCAGUUCAAUCCCUCUGAAUCAGUUUUCACCUGACCUUAACCCAAAGUUAGUCAUCAAAGUCAUCAAGAACCAGACCAACCCUUACCAUGCCCUCUUCUUUUUCAACUGGGCCUCCAACCCUAUCCCUAACCCUAAAAACUAUUUCCACACCCACGAAUGUUACCUGGCCAUCACUGAUGUCCUCCUCUCUCACUCCCUCUUCUCCACUGCUGUCUUGCUCCUUCAGAAGUACCACAAAAUCUCGGACUUUGUGGUCGGUAAGUUGAUCAAGGCCUAUGGGGAUCGUGGCGAUAUUAGGGGCGCAAUGCAUUGGUUUCAUACAGCGAAAUUGAUAGAGAAUGGGCGGUGUUUGUUUUCAUAUAACGCGAUACUGGGUGUGUUGGUGAGAGCAAAUAGGGUUAGUUUAGCUAAAGCAUGCUAUGAUCAAAUUGUGAAGGAAGGCGUGGUGAAACCCGAUGUUUAUACUUACACGACGAUGAUUAGGGGGUUUUGUAAAUUGGGUAUGAUUGAAAAUGCGAAGAUGAUAUUUGAUGAAAUGGAUUGUGAGCCAAAUUUGGUUACUUACAAUACUGUGGUUAGUGGGUUUUGUAAGAAGGGUGAUAUGGAGAGUGCACAGGAAGUGUUUGAUCGAAUGACGGAGAAUAAGGAUUGCUUGCCUGAUACGGUGACUUGUACCACUUUGAUUGAUGGGUAUUGUAAGAAAGGUGAAUUGAAUGAGGCAAUAAAGUGCUUCGGUAACAUGGUGAAUUGGGGUUGUGAUCCGAAUCUGCUGACGUACAAUGCGUUAAUUAAUGGCUUGUGUUUGAGGGGUAAUGUUGAUGAAGCAAAGAGGAUGAUGACCAAGAUGAGGUUAAAUGGGUUGAAGGAUAAUGUUGCAACGCACACGAGUAUAUUAAAGGGGCUUUGCUUCGUUGGGAAAUCUGAUGAAGCUAUUAAACAUCUUAAGCAGAUGGUUGCUCUUGGGAUUAAACCAGAUGUGCAGGCUUUUGGUGUUGUUGUUAAUGAGUUAUGCAAAAUGAAGAAACCAGUUGAAGCAAUUUCCCUUUUGAAAGAAAUGAUGGCAAGAGACUUAAAGCCAAGUGUCUCAAGUUUUAAUGUAGUGUCUAGGGUUCUUGUAGAAAAUGGAGAUCUUGAAAGGGCUGUUCUUCUUUUAAAGUUGAUGCCACAAAUGGGUUGCUGUCCGAACUUCUUAUCGUAUAACACAGUGAUAUGUAGUCUCUGUAGGAUGAGAGGUAGAAUGCAAGAAGUUGGAGAGCUUGUCAGCGACUUGCUUCAAAACGGUCAUGUCAUGGAUGCCACAAUGUAUAAUUGCUUGAUUAUGGGAUAUUGUGGGGACGGAAAUGAGCAAACGGCAAUGCGGGUUCUCUAUGAGACAAUUGAUAAGAAUUAUGUCGUUAGUGUGGAGAGCUUUUCAAUCUUAGUCAAGGAAUUGUGUGCGAAGGGGAAGGUCAUUGAGGCCAAGAGGAUUUUUGAGGAUUUGUGUAGGAGAUGCUCUGUUCUUGAUGUAAAUAGUUACAGAAGGGUUUUAGAGAAGCACUUGUCUUUAUAUGCAGAGAAUUGAAUGAUCGACCACCAGCAUUCGAAUGGAGUGCUACGCCAGAAUGAGUACAGCUGAGGGUGAAAUUGUUGAGGAUGCAGAACACUGGACUCUUGUCCAGCACUAGAAUUGUCUGCUAAUUUUUUGUUCUUUUAAACUAACGGUUAGAAUCUGAUAGCACUUCCAACUGGAGCCAAGAAAAUUUGAUAUUCUCUUUCAACGUAAAUUCUGAUCCUUGUGUUUUCAUCUUCGUAUGGCUGCUCCAUGGGAAAGAAAGACUGCUCCAUGGGAAAGAAGGAAACCCUCUUAGGCAACAGCAGCAUGUUUCCUCCUCCCUUCUGCGGACAUACAAAAAUAAAAUAAAAGUCAGAAGUAUAGAAUCCAU